CAGCUGGGUUUUGGGAGAAAGUACUAGAAUUUUCCGUGGUGGGGGAAGUGUUAAAUUUUGCGUUUUCCGAAGAAAAAGACAAAUUUCCAGUGUACAGUGCAUUUUCCAAAAUCUCCAGCAAAAUGUUUGGCUCCUCGAUGCUCAAUGACUUCGACGAUGAUCCAUUCUUUGGACAUCACUUGCGCUCAAUGCGUCAGAUGAGCAAUAUGAUGAACUCCCUGCUGUCAGAUCCAUUUGGGAUGUUUGGAGGCUUCGAUAGCAUCGGUGGGGGCGCUCCAGCUCUCAUGGGUGGCAGUCAGACAGCUUUGACCCCCUUUGGCUUUCCCAAUAUCAAUCGUUUGCUCGCUGGUCCGGGAUCCUUCAUGUCAGCUGCUGAACAUCAUCCGGGCGUUCAGUACAGCUCCAGCAGCAGCUUCGUGUCAAUGACUUCGGGUCCCGAUGGACGUCCACAUGUCUAUCAGGCGUCCAGCAGCACAAAAACCGGACCCGGUGGCCUAAGGGAGACCCAAAAGACCAUCCAGGACUCUCGCACGGGUAUCAAGAAAAUGGCCAUUGGACAUCACAUUGGGGAUCGAGCACAUGUGAUUGAGCGCGAGCAAAAUGCCCAAACUGGAACCCAGGAGGAACGUCAGGACUUUAUAAAUCUCGAUGAGGAUGAGGCUGAGGAUUUCGAUCGGGAAUUCAUAACAAAGUCGCGUUCAUCAAUGCUGGCUGUCGGUGGUUCUCCAUCCGGCACCCAGAAUCCACAGAGGGAAUUGCUGGCUCUUCCUGCUCCGCCUCCCAGAGCCUCAUCGGCAUCGACAAUUACGGGUCAAGGAACACGUCCCAGACGUCCCAGGAAUUAUUUGCCAUCAGCCUCUCCAAGACGACCACUGAGAACACCCACGUCAUCGCCUUUGGCCCUAUCAACGACUCCCUCUUCCUCCACAAGCAUCCAUCCCCAUCCGUACAAUUCUUCGGCUUCACGGCGUCAUCGCCCCAUGAAAGGGGCUUCGUCGAGCCACCAUCCGCAUCAUGAGGCUCAGUAGAGACACAAAAAUAAAAACAAAACGCUAAUACGAUUCGCGAUAUUUGGACAAAAUAAAACCCUCCCCACGAUGGGAGGGAUUUAAAAGAAAAGAAAAAAAAUUUCAAUUUCUAUAGCAUAUAACUUCAGUAUAAGAGUAAAAAAAAUGAAAUCUAUCCUAUAAUUAAUUAUUCGUAUUAAAAAAAAAUAUUUCGUCAAGUUAUUUAACAGUGAAAUUUGGAAAGAUGGUAAAAAAAAACUACAAAAAGCGUAUAAAGAAAAUGUAGAGAUUAUUGUGUAAUUUAAGUGAUGACUUUUAAAUUGUAAAGACAGACUAACGAUCGAAAUCAAUCAGCUUGAAUUUUCCUAUUUUCAACAUAAUCAAAUAUCUCAAGAUAAAAAAAAAAAACAAAGAAAACUUGAAAUACUCUCUUGAAAAAAAAAAUAAACAAUUCAAUGAAAUAAUUAUCAAAAGUGCUGAGUAGAUGAUAUUAAUCCAAAUACAAGUACACAAAAUCAAGAUAGAAAAAAAAUGCUAGAAGAUAAGGGAAAUACUUUAAAUUAAAUUAGUCAAGUAGUGAAAUAAAAACUUUCAAAAAAAAGUAACUUCAAAACGAGAUCUUAUGGAGAAUAUUUGCAAAAAAAAGAAUAUUUAAGAAUGAUUACAAAUACAGCAAAAUAUUUAGCUACAUAAUGUGAAGUGUAAUUGACAAAAAGGACGAUUAAAGUGAAAAAGCAGCAAAAA
Molecule: messenger RNA, 1751 nt
Organism: Phlebotomus papatasi
Lineage: Eukaryota; Metazoa; Arthropoda; Insecta; Diptera; Psychodidae
Gene: Mlf
Product: myeloid leukemia factor
Exons: 4
Coding region: 123-1028 (301 amino acids)
Biological process (GO): regulation of DNA-templated transcription
Cellular component (GO): nucleus; cytoplasm
Source: RefSeq, a predicted model, not a curated record